GACAAUAUCGUAGCAUUAAAUGCUAGCAAGGACACAAUCUCUGUUAACCUUGAUAAAGUGGCUAUUACCUGCUUAUCACAGCGGUAUGAUAACAGACACUAGUCCAGCGGGUAAUAACACACACUGACACAGCAUCUAACGCUCAUAACGCAACACCUAAUGCUAGGUAACGUUCACAUUAGCUUGGCGGCUAAGGCUAACUUCUUAGCUUGCUACACAGCUAACACUAACACAGCGUAAGCUAGCUAACGCUAACCAUCAUCCAGGCAACGAUGAACCAGCUCCAGUGUGAUGACACCGACCCGAGAGAGCAGCAGCGUCCCGGCGAGCUCAGCAACACAACGGGUGACAGGCGGCUCGUACCUCACAGAUGUGGUGUGGUGGUCUGGGACAUUGUCCAUGGCUGUCGGUCAAAUUGGGAAUUUCCUGGCGUACAAUGUGGCCCCUGCUGUGAUAGUGACACCACUGGGAGCCCUGGGAGUGUUGUUUGGGGCGGUGCUGGCCUCUUGGAUCUUGAAGGAGAAUUUAAAUAUCCUGGGAAAGCUUGGCUGUGUGUUAUGUUGCUGUGGCUCCGUUGUGCUCAUCAUCCAUGCCCCUAAAGCAGUGGCUGUAACGUCGAGACUGGAGUUAGAGAUGAGGCUAUUUGACCCAGUGUUUGUGCUUUAUGCCCUCUUGGUGGUCCUGUUGCUGGUCGUACUAAUCGUGUGGAUUGCUCCAGCUCACGGCUCAUCAAACAUCAUGGUGUACGUUGCCAUAUGUUCCCUCUUGGGAAGCUUCACAGUUCCGAGCAGCAAAGGACUUGGUCUCGCUGCACAGGACGUCUUUGGAGAAGGGCCCCCGAGCAGCAGAGCUGUGGCUCUCUUCCUGGGUUUGCUGGGGACGUUGGCCGUCAGCAUCCUGAUACAGUUUGUCUUCAUCAACAAGGCCUUGGAGUGUUUCAGCUCCAACACCUUCGAAGCCAUAUACUAUGUGACCUUUACGUCCACUGUAAUUUUUGCUUCUGCUCUUCUCUUCAAGGAGUGGACUGCACUAACUUUAACUGACAGUCUUGGCAUGCUUUGUGGUCUGGCGACAGUGUUUGUCGGGGUCGUUUUGCUCCGCAUUUCCCAAGAGGCUUUGAUCACUUGGAAGAAGAAGACUGAUUGAGAUGCCUUCGUAUGACUUUUGCCAAACUGCAUUUCUUAUACCACUAUGAGAGAUUUGUCCUGUGCAAACUUCAGUUCAAGUGACCAAAGCAACAGUAUAUUUAUUAUAACUACUUUCACCAACAUUAUACUUGAGUGCUUGCGGUUCCUUGUGAGCAGUUCUUAGUUACUGUGUAAUAAUAACCAUUCCUUUUUUAAUUUUCAUUAAUAUUCACAACUGCAGCACUCAUCAUGUGACUGUCACUUCCCCUCUAACAGCUUUCAAACAGCACACUCAAAUAUAGCUUGGGGAGCAGUUAAUUUGUCAACUUCACACACUAAUUUAAACCAAACACUGGUGCUUGGUUAAAUAGGAACUGAAAAUAAUUUUGUUUACUCUCAUGUAGAGUGUUACCCUCACGGCUUUAAUGUUCUCCUAUCGCUGAACUGUAUCAGUGUGGAAUCGCCUACACUUUGACUUAUUCAGUGUGCCUCUGAGUCUGAAUUAUUCAGUGUCAUUUCAGAAGCAGUGUCUUUAGUGCCGGACUUGUGUAGAAGAUGACAUUCAACAAUGACUGAAUCUUUUAAUGGAGGGAUUUGUAAAGCUGAUAUGACAAAUAUGAACUUUUGCUCUGGAGCCAUUAGCUGUUGUGUCAUGAUGUGUUGUGCCUACAUGUUGUUAACAAGUAAUUAAAACAUAAUUGAGAUUA
Messenger RNA from Dicentrarchus labrax (European seabass), 1834 nucleotides. It is a transcript of the gene nipa1, whose product is annotated as NIPA magnesium transporter 1. Gene Ontology annotation, molecular function: magnesium ion transmembrane transporter activity. Gene Ontology annotation, biological process: magnesium ion transport. The transcript has 5 exons. Gene Ontology annotation, cellular component: membrane. The coding region runs from base 292 to 1146 and encodes 284 amino acids. Lineage: Eukaryota; Metazoa; Chordata; Actinopteri; Moronidae. The record is from RefSeq and is a predicted model, not a curated record.